Messenger RNA from Cynara cardunculus var. scolymus (artichoke), 1863 nucleotides. Its product is annotated as protein disulfide isomerase-like 5-4. The transcript is spliced from 15 exons. Lineage: Eukaryota; Viridiplantae; Streptophyta; Magnoliopsida; Asterales; Asteraceae. Bases 10 to 1452 code for a protein of 480 amino acids. The record is from RefSeq and is a predicted model, not a curated record. Gene Ontology annotation, cellular component: endoplasmic reticulum; COPII-coated ER to Golgi transport vesicle.
CUCGCAGCCAUGGUUUUGACGUCCAGGAUCAAAUCCGUGGAUUUUUUCAGGAAAAUUCCAAGAGAUUUGACAGAGGCAUCACUUUCAGGUGCUGGAUUGUCUAUUGUGGCAGCUAUCUCUAUGAUGUUUUUAUUUGGAAUGGAGCUACAAAAUUAUAUGGCCCUUACUACUACGACUUCUGUCAUAGUUGACCAAAGUUCUGACUCGGAAUUCUUACUCAUUGAUUUUAAUAUGAGUUUUCCAGCUUUAUCAUGUGAGUUUGCAUCUCUGGAUGUGAGUGAUAUACUGGGAACGAACAGGUUGAACAUAACUAAAACAGUACGCAAGUAUCCGAUCGAUAAGCAUUUCGAAGCUACAGGCUCUGAGUAUGACCCUACACCAGUUCCUACUAUAAUUAAGCAUGACGAUAAGGUUGAUGAUCAGGAAACCGGUGAAGGAUCUGUUAAACUAAAUGCACAAGAUUUUGAUAAAAUUUCUCAUCAGUAUCCAAUUUUGGUUGUGAAUUUCUUUGUUCCCUGGUGCAUUUGGAGUAACCGUCUGAAACCCUCAUGGGAGAAAGCAGCCAGAAUUAUAAGACAAAGACACAAUCCAGCAGGAGAUGGGCGUAUCCUUCUGGGAAAGGUGGACUGCACUGAAGAAAUUGAGCUUUGUAGAAGCCAUCACAUACAAGGAUAUCCAUCUAUUCGCAUCUUCCGUAAGGGGAGUGAUGUUAGGGAUGUGCAUGGGCACCAUGAGCAUGAAUCAUAUUACGGAGACCGCGAUACAGAUAGCUUGGUUGAGGCAAUGGAACAAUUGGUUAGACCUAUUGAAUUGGAUUCCCAAAAAUCUUCUUCAAAGGAUGGAGAUGGCAAGACCAUAGUCGAUGCAAAAAGACCUGCACCACGUGGAGGAGGAUGUAGAAUCGAAGGGUUUGUACGAGUCAAGAAGGUUCCUGGCAAUCUUGUCAUUUCAGCCCGUUCAGAAUCCCAUUCCUUUGAUGCUUCCCUGAUGAACAUGUCACAUAUCAUUUCUAAUUUUACCUUUGGGAAGAAGGUCACUCCAAGGAUGAUGAAUGAUCUUAGGCGACUACACCAUUACACUCAAACAACCCAUGACAAGUUGAGUGGCAAGGUGUACAUCAAUGUAGAAGAUCGUGCAAAUGUUACGAUAGAGCAUUAUCUUCAAGUUGUGAAGACUGAAGUGAUGAGUUCAUCUCAUCAAUUGAUCGAAGAUUACGAGUACACAGCACAUAGUAGUUUGGUUCAUGCACAUACGAUCCCCGUUGCAAAGUUCCAUUUCGAGCCUUCACCGAUGCAGAUCUUGGUAAUGGAAAAUGAGAAAUCGUUUCCGCAUUUCAUCACCAACAUCUGUGCCAUUAUUGGUGGCAUAUUCACGGUUGCUGGGAUAUUGGAUUCACUUCUUCACAACACAAUGAGACUGGUGAAAAAAAUUGAACUAGGAAAAAACCUUUAGCUGGGAUACAAUACAGUUUCUCGAUUCGAAGGUCUUUCGGUUUUUUCCAGUUUCUCCGAUAACAAGCCUCAUCAGGCCAUCGUUACUUCGUUGGGAGGUUUUUGCCAUACGGGAGUCUCGUAUCUAUCAAACGAAAUUGAAGGUUGGGAAAUUCAUUAAAAUAAACGAGAGGUUGAGACGACCGGUCGGAAUUAGUAACCGCAAUGUCCAAAUAAUUUUUUAGCCGGAUUUUCGUUCCUGCAACAUCAAGAGGGUGGUGUGAGACUCUCUGCAGAAACCACGGAUGUCUUAAGUCGAUAAGUUUGUCGAGAGGAAUAACAUAGUAAUCGAUGUGGAAACACAUUCGAUAUGGGUGGUAUGUUAUGUUUCUGUGAGGAUAUGUGGAAACUAUUUGAAUUGUUUUCUAAAAAA